Messenger RNA from Chaetomium globosum CBS 148.51, 3297 nucleotides. RefSeq lists its product as uncharacterized. NCBI's taxonomy places the organism in Eukaryota, Fungi, Ascomycota, Sordariomycetes, Sordariales, Chaetomiaceae. The transcript has 2 exons. The record is from RefSeq and is a predicted model, not a curated record. The coding region runs from base 1 to 3297 and encodes 1098 amino acids. Gene Ontology annotation, biological process: regulation of DNA-templated transcription. Gene Ontology annotation, molecular function: histone acetyltransferase activity.
AUGGCGGAUGCGCGGCUGAUGGAGGAGGAGCUGCAGCAAAGCGCCAUGCAGUCAGAGCGGGAAGCUGGGCUGGCGCAAGGGGGUGACGACGAUGGGGACGUGGAGAUGGGCGACGACUAUACAGUCGCUUCUCAAAGUCACAUCGAUGUCGGCUCCGGGUCCAUAGAUGGCGACGGGGAUGAGGAUAUGGAAGAAGAGGACGACAAAGAGGCGUACGAUGACGAAGACGACGAUGGGCAUGGGGAGCAUGACGAUGACCACAGCGGCAGUGGUCAGUCUGAAGAAGAAGACGGCGAUGCCUUCGACGAGGAUGCCGAGGGUGAAGAGGACGAUGAGCUAGUAACCCGAAAUCACCGCCCACAGCGGAGGUCUAUCAGUAUGACAAACGGCCACCAUGACGGCGAUGACGGCGAUGACGGCGAAGAAGACGAAGACGAGGGUGUCGGCGCUGUCAAGAUUAGACCCGGGGAAACCGAUGACGAGGAUGACAGCGGCGAUGACUCGGCGAGUUUGGCUAGCGUCAGUGAUGCUGAAUCGGAGGAGGAGGCGGAAUGGGAAGGGGCCGAUAACGAUGACGCCGAAGACGAUGAGUUUGAAAACGCCGCUGGUCAUUGCAUAUUCUGUAAACAGGAUGAGGAGCAUGACCCGGGCGAGGAGUUUGAGGUGUUCCUUGCUUGUACCAAAUGUGGGGAUAACGGACCCGACACCUGGCGAUGCCCCAGAUGUGCGAAUGACCCGGAUUCAGAUACCCCCGCAGACGUGGACGGGAUGGUGGAUGGGGCUGGUGCCUCCACAGCUCAGCGCGCUACCGCCCCAAAGGUCGCGCGGGAUUUGCUUCCCUCGCAGAAAGGGGCCACCAACCCUGACUCUCACUCUGUCUUCAACCAGUUGGUUCUCGACGAAGACCCCAUGGAUGGAUCUCGUGUGCUUAGGAAACGCAAAACAUCUUCGGUCGAACCCGACGAAAGAAUCAUAGCCCUUCGCAGGCGGCGUAGAAACACGGGCGAUGAACAAAGCAACGAGGAUACAGCAACAGGCCGGGAAGACUCGUCCAGGCCAGUUUCGAGGUCUCUGCGGCUGAAGAUCCCGAACCAGGCCGCAUCUAUCGCCGAGAGGACACCAAAUGUCAUUUUGGUGAAUCUGCGGAUAAAUCCAUCCGAGCUCCAUCGGAUUUUGUCACAGCCGCCAAAGGGGCCGAAGAAGCGCUCAGGCCGGUCACGGCGCCGAACCUCAAGAAGCGAGUCCACGCGUGCAGCGCCUCUGCCUCUGGCCGCAAUUGCAACACCAUUUACACCAAGCGCGUAUUCGCAACCAUUCUACUCGUUUUAUGACAAAGAAACGGAUGAGCUAAAAGGUAAACCUUAUGGCGGAAUCCUCACGGAAGCUGAGGCCGACACGUCGAAAACAAUGCCCACAAAUGAUGACCGCCGGCGCUUUGACGAAGCCAAACAAAAGGCGGAAGAGGAAUGGCGACAGCGGCUGCUCAAGAAGCAAGCCGAGGUGGAAGCCCCCGCCAAGAAGUCAAGGAAAGCAUCAGGACCUGCCAGCCAGAUCGAGUGCAUCGAGUUUGGUGGUUGGGAGAUCGACACAUGGUAUGCGGCACCCUACCCGGAAGAGUAUAGCAGGAAUCGCGUUCUCUACAUCUGCGAAUUCUGCCUCAAGUACAUGAACUCGGACUAUGUCGCUUGGCGCCAUAAACUCAAAUGCCCAGCUAAGCACCCCCCGGGAGACGAAAUCUACCGGCACGGCUCAGUAUCAGUCUUUGAGGUGGACGGCCGCAAGAAUCCGGUCUACUGCCAGAAUCUGUGUCUCUUGGCGAAACUUUUUCUCGGGUCCAAGACCCUCUACUACGACGUGGAGCCGUUCCUCUUCUAUGUUCUCUGCGAGUACGACGACAUGGGCUAUCACUUUGUCGGAUACUUUUCAAAGGAGAAGCGUGCUAGCAGUCAAAACAACGUUUCCUGUAUUCUUACACUCCCGAUUCAUCAACGGAAAGGGUACGGCAACCUUCUCAUCGACUUCUCCUACCUCCUGACCAGAGUCGAGAACAAGACUGGCUCCCCGGAAAAGCCCCUCUCCGACAUGGGCUUGGUUUCGUACAGGAAUUACUGGCGGUUGAUAAUGUGCCGCUACCUCUUGGCGCGUUUCUCCGAGGAGAAGUCUGGGAAGAUUGGCCUCGGUAUCAAGCAGAUCUCAGACGACACCGGGCUGACGCCAGACGACGUCAUCUCAGCUUUGGAAGGGCUGAGGUGCUUAGUCCGGGACCCGCAAACGCAGCUUUACGCCUUCCGGGUGGACUUGCAGUAUUACCGGGAGUACGUUGCGAAGUGGGAGGCGAAGAAAUACGUUCAGCUCAAUGAAAAGGCCUUAACAUGGACCCCGUAUGUCAUGGGUAGAAGCAAUGCGACAAACUUUGAGCUGGGUCCGGCUUUGAACGCCAUCGCCCCAAGGGAAGAGGAAGAGGAGGUGAAACCGGCAGUCCCGCCAGAGGAGCCGCUGGUUAAUGGGACGGACCCCCCCAACCAGCCAGAUACCUCCGCCGAGGAAACCAAGAUUGCACUCGAGCCCGUUGUCCUUCAAUCGACCGAGCCCAGCGAGCCGGCCGAGGCCACUGAAUCCCUUGAGCGAGUGGAAACGGACACAGGGAGCGGUGUCAACGGCGGCACCAUCCCAGACGGCGUCGCCACUGACCGGAAUUCUACGGAACAAAAAAUGCAGACCGAGGCUCAUCCAGAGCCAGUCAAAAUCACGGCGGCGAACUGGAUUGACCAAUACAAAGACGUUCCUCCAAGUCGGUUCGAAGUGGUUCCGCCCAUUAACGGCCGCCGAUCCGACCGCACUCGCUCAAUUAUUCCCCGACCGCCGGCCGUGCGGACUGGCAGCAGCGGCGGUCCCCGACCGAAACCCAGGCGCCCAACCACGUCCCGCCGUUCAACGUCGUCGCGGCCCAGGAAUAGCACCAGCAACAGCAAGCGGAAGCCGGGCGGCACGGGUCGUGGACCGGGCCGUUGGCCGAAGGGAACUAAAAAGAGCGAUUACGGUAACGCCGCUAGUGGGCCAGGUCUCCCGCCGGCGUGGCUCGCUGAACGCGCCAGGAUGGCGGUGGUGGCAGCGGCGUCCAAGAAGGGGACAGGUGACGGCGUCGCGGAUUCGGUGCAAGUGCAAUCGCCUACCUUAGAAGAAGGCGGUGGGCAGGCGCAGAAAGGGAAGGGAAAGGGGAAGGGAAAGGAGAAAGACUCCGGAAAGGAGAACACGGACGUGGAGAUGCAGGAUGCUGAGGGCGAGGUGGAUGUGUGA